UUAUUUUUAUUAAUUUCUUAUUUUUUAACUUAAAAUGUCCUACAAUGAAAACAAAAGCAUAUAACGCGUAUAGUAUAAUAGCAUAGAAAAUCAUUUUAUAGCACCACCUAAUGCGGCGUGACAGAUGUGAAAACAAUAAUAUAAAAGAUGACAACGCCUGUGUUUGUUUGGUGUUAAAUAUGUGAGAAAAACAAAGAAAAUUGUGCAGAAAUUGUGCUAAAAAGGUACCACGAAAUGGUAAAUACUGCAACUUUCUGUGUUCUCUUGGUGUUUCUGGGGCACCAUUUGUGUUUCUCGAGAGCCGAGGAUGAUUACGAAGAAGGUUAUUGCGCCCCGUAUAAUGGCAAGGUGUGCAAAUCAUUCAUUGGAAGUCGACAGGUGUGGUACAGCCGUGAGGAUCCCACGGGAGGUUGGGAGAAUGAGAAAAUUACUUCUGGACUGUGGGAGGAGAUGAUCUCUGAACUCCCACUAAUCUGUCGGGCAGCUGCAGAGAAACUCCUUUGUGCCUAUGCAUUCCCACAGUGUGUGGUUGAAGAUGGGGCUACGAUGAAACUUCCCCUGUGUUAUGAGGACUGUGUUGCUACACAUUUGCAAUUUUGCUACAAUGAUUGGGUUCUCAUUGAGGAGAAGAAACUUAAAAAGAUCUUUUACAAAUCUCGUGGGCACUUUAGGCUGCCACAGUGUGAGGAGCUCCCUAAGUUUGAAAGAGAUACAAAGCCUCUUACCUGCUCAUACGUGGGACUUACUGAGAUGAACAUAAAUGAAAUCACUUAUGAUUGUCGCAUGGGAAAUGGUCGACACUACUUAGGCACUAUAAAUGUAACACAGACGGGAAUACCUUGUCAAAAUUGGGAUUCUCAAUCACCUCAUACGCACAUUCAACCUCCGAAUGUUUUUCCAGAAGUAAGAAAUGCCGAGAAUUUUUGUCGGAAUGCUGGUGGAAGUGAACCAUAUCCGUGGUGCUACACCAGUGAUCCAUCAACGAGGUGGGCGUACUGCGAAGUUCCUCUAUGCCCUAAUUCUACUGAUGAUUUCACCGGAAUCGAUUCAUCACAGAUCUCAAUGGAAACUUUUUUUACACCAUCAAUGAUCUUUUUGCUAUCUGGAAUUGGAUUUAUUGGAAUUGUCAUUCUUCACUUGCUUGUGUUACUAGCUUAUCGAAUCAUUAAGCAUAAGCACAAUCGCCAAAGUAGUGGAGCUAGUGGGUACAAUCCAGCAGCCACGCAUGAGUCACAGAAUAUUGAUCUCAAUAAAUUACCAAGCAAUUCAGCAUAUCAUCAAACAAGUGCUCAACUGAAUCCAAUCUUGGAGAAGUUGGAAUAUCCACGAAAUAAUAUUAUCUAUAUCAAAGACUUAGGUCAGGGAGCUUUUGGAAGGGUUUUUCAAGCUAAAGCCCCUGGGUUGAUAGCUGGAGAAGAGUUCACGCUAGUAGCAGUAAAGAUGCUUAAAGAUGACGCAAGUCAGGAUCUUCAAGUAGAUUUUGAGCGUGAAGCAUGCCUCCUGGCAGAAUUUGAUCAUCCAAACAUUGUAAAAUUGCUGGGUGUUUGUGCUCUGGGUCGUCCCAUGUGUCUCUUAUUUGAGUAUAUGGCACGAGGAGAUCUAAAUGAAUUCCUACGUGCAUGCUCCCCUUACGUACUUCAGGCACGCAUGGAGACAGCAAAGACAGAGCUGAGCCUCGGUGAUCUCUUAAAUAUUGCCCAGCAAAUUGCAGCUGGAAUGGUUUACUUAUCCGAAAGAAAAUUCGUCCAUAGGGACCUUGCGACGCGAAAUUGUCUAAUAGAUGAUCAUAUGGUUGUCAAAAUUGCAGACUUUGGGCUAUCGCAUAAAAUCUACCUGCAAGAUUACUACAAAGGUAGCGAAAACGAUGCAAUCCCCAUUCGUUGGAUGCCACUUGAGAGCAUUCUCUAUAAUAAAUACACAGUUGAAUCAGACGUAUGGGCUUUUGGGGUGUGCUUAUGGGAGAUUUUCUCAUUUGCCCUUCAACCCUAUUACGGUAUGACUCACGAGGAAGUAGUGAAGUACGUUAAAGAGGGGAAUAUGCUUGCGUGUCCAGAAAACACCCCACUUUCUGUGUAUAACCUCAUGAGGAAGUGUUGGAGUAAAAAAACAAGUGAUAGACCCAGUUUUCAUUUUCUUUAUCAAUCCUUAGAGCAAAUACGGGCGGAUUAUGAAAACAAAACAAUUCGCUAAUAUAAAAAAACAUGUGCAACCAUCCCUCUAACAAGCUAUAUUAAUUUAGUUCUUUUAUUUAAUUUAUUUCACUUCCACUUUUGUAUUGGUAUAGGAUAAAAUUCUUUAAACAUUAUAUUGAUCCUAUAUUAGGAAAUCUUAUUUUUUAAAAUUAUUUAUUACAAAAAAGUUUUCUGUAAUAUAAAGAUUUUCUUCAUCAUUGACCAAAAAUAUUUAGGCACCUUUUGUAACUGAAAAUUUUAUAUUUUACUAGUCAACCCGAGUCCCCAAUCACGAGUGAGCGAAUUGCAUUUGAAGCAGCUGUUAAUUUUCAAAAUAAAAAAAAUCCCGUUAUCUCUGACCCUUCAGCAGGUAGAAAAUGAGGAAAAAAACAUUUUAUUUUGUGAGAGCGCUAUGUUAGGGGAGGGUGCGGAAUCCCAUGUCACGUUUGCAACUUGUAUUGACCCCCUCUGCCCCUAUACUGAAUUUUAUUAAGAUCGGCCCAGCCGUUUCGGGAGAGUUCAUGUGCCACAGACAAACAAACAAAUAAACUUUUCAGCUUUCAUUAUAAUAACAGAAAGACUCCGUGAAUAUUGAAUGUAAAAAAAAUUAAAUCAUUUUUGGCAGAGAUAUUAAAUUCUUUAUUAAAAUAAGCAGGUAUACCACCCGUAGGGGAAGACGGGGUAAUUUGGCCACUUUGGCAAAGUCAUUAAUGGGAAUAUCUCAAGUAUGGUAAAUGCUAGAAAAUCCAUUUCUCCACAGUUUAUACUCCCCAUAGAGAUAAUCAAUUGUACCAAGUUUGAGGAAAAUCCGAUCAUUGGAUUUUCUUUUGUUUAAGAAAAAUCAUUUUUUCGCAUUUUCAAGUGCUUUUGGCAUUUUGGAAAUUCGUCAUUUUCGAAAAAUUUUUAACACUUAAAAAUUAACUUUUAAGCCAUUAAGGGUCAUUGAUCCAUCAUAAACACGAUAGUGACAUCCAUUUUCCGAUAUCUCAAACAGAUUUUCCUGUGGAAAUGGUUUUAUCCGGAAAAUUGGAGUGGGGUAAUUUGGCCACUUGAGUUUUUCCGGCACAUUUUCCGACGCACAUUUAAGAUAUUUAUUGUGGUUGUGCCUUUUAAUGUUUUCUUACAGAUUAUAAGCAAAGUAGGAUAAAAAAUUUUAUCUAAAAAAAGAAAUUUACGAUAAUUUGAAAAAUAGCCUUUUUUAGACUUUGCCCGUUUAUGGUUCAGAAAAUGUUAAAGUUUGAGGCUCUGUUAAAUAUUUUUAUCUGGCAAAUUACUGGAAAUGAAUCUUAGAUAAAUAUCCUAUCUUCCAAAAAAAUAAUCGAAAAAAUAAAAUUUUUUUAUUGUCCAAAAAUUUUCAUGUUUAAUAAUCUGUGCGCCAAAGUGUCCAAAUUACCCGUGCUCGGGGUAAUUUGGACACUAAGCUAAGGGUCCAGGAGAAUGGAAAAUUCACCCAUUUCUCAUCGAGAUAGAGAAAAGUGUUGUAUGGGGAAGUUGUAGGCCGGAAAAUUUCCUACAAAAUAGGGCUAUUUGGUUUUCUUCAUACUACCAUACUUGCUUGAUAUAUCCCAAAAAUCGCCAAAGUGGCCAAAUUACCCCGUCCUCCCCUACUAAUGUAAAGUUCUAAUUGAUUAAAAAAUUAUAGAAAAUAACUCUUUGAUUUCUAGAAGCGGUAUGUGCUUUUGACAAAAAAUAAUUCAAAUCCGAUCUUACAUGGGUAUACCGUACAUUCAAAGGAACAAUCGGUACACGCAUUAGCUUGUAGAAAAUCCAGAAUAAAAAAUAGAAUAAGAAUUCGUCAGAGACUUCUUAUUUGGCAUCAUUGUGCUCACUCUUGAUUUUCACAAGUGAUCACAGUUUAAAAUGGAAAGUCAUUUCUUAUUCUUCUUUGAUUGUAUACAAGAUUGCGUGUGUCUCAAUUGUUUGAUUGAGAGUUUUAUUAAUAUAAUAUAAUAUAUUAUUAAUAUUAAUAUAAUACUUCAGCACCCAUGAUAUUAAUGAAAUAAAAUUUGUCUCUGAAAAGUAUUAUAUGUAUGUAAUCGAAAAGGACCAUAAAUCUUGAUAUAAGAUAUACUUAUAAAUAUCUGUAUAGAAUGGCGCAUGAUUUUAAGGAAACGAAAUAUAUAUAAUUCUUAUCAGGGAUUCCACUAAAGUUAUAAACAAAAAAACUAAAUUAAAAAAAAAUUUAAAUCAGUUUGAACGCAUGCUAAUACCACUCAGGAAUCAUUUUGAUUAGCAUAGAAAAAAUUUCCAGUAAUUUUCAUCUAAAAUCAUUCUCACAUUGGUUAUAAGAUGAAUCUCAUUAUCAUACCUAGUCAUACCUAGUUAUUCUCUGAACAAAAUGUUUUAUUAUAUAAUAAGACAAAAUGAAACAAUAAUAAAGAAUGCCAAAACAUGAACAUAUAUACAUGAACAAGAAGGUUUACUUAUCUUUAUUAAAAAAAAAGGAGAUUAAGGAAUAAAUAUAAAGCUGAGGCUUCAUUUUUACGCGAUAUCAACUUAUGCAAUGUAAUUUUAAUGAUUUCUUUUUUUUAAUAAAAUAAACUGUAAAUUAGAAUAUUGAGUAAAUUUUCCAAGAUAAAAAUUUUGAAGAUUUCAAAAUAGAUUUGAAUGAAAGAAAAAAAAACAUUUAAUAAGGGCGUGACUUGUAUUCUAUAGGUAUGAAAAUUACUUUUGAGAGAAAAAGACGUUGUGUCGCUGUUGUAUUCAGUGUAUGUAUAUUAUUCCACCGAAAGUUAAUAUUUAAAUUUAUGAUAAUCCCUUUAUUAAGCUAUAUUUAUAAACUUAUUUAUCACUUUACUAAAUACGGUCGUCCUUUACAAAUUAAAUACAUUUUAUGUAUUUAUGUAUGUAACCCUUUGAAGUCUUUAAAGAAAUUAAAGAAAAAAAAUCAUGAUUGAAAUAAAAAACAGAAUAAGAUUUGUA
Messenger RNA from Lutzomyia longipalpis, 5093 nucleotides. It is a transcript of the gene Nrk, whose product is annotated as tyrosine-protein kinase transmembrane receptor Ror2. NCBI's taxonomy places the organism in Eukaryota, Metazoa, Arthropoda, Insecta, Diptera, Psychodidae. Gene Ontology annotation, biological process: positive regulation of kinase activity; protein phosphorylation; multicellular organism development. Gene Ontology annotation, cellular component: signaling receptor complex. The coding region runs from base 235 to 2190 and encodes 651 amino acids. Gene Ontology annotation, molecular function: protein binding; ATP binding; transmembrane receptor protein tyrosine kinase activity. The record is from RefSeq and is a predicted model, not a curated record. The transcript has 4 exons.